AUGGAGGUGCUCGGCAAAAAGAUGAGUGAGGACUCGUUAGAGUUGAAAUCGACCGAUCGAGAACAGCACCUGGCUGAUAUUUUAACUCAGCAGACUGGUGCCUACAGUACCAUUGAUGAAGGGAUGGUGCACGACACAGUGGAGACGAUAAACACCACGUCCCCAACGGUCACUGAGCUUGAUGCAUCACGUGAAUAUGUGAUUCAGGAUCAUCCAAUAUCGUCGGCUUGCAUCCCUACCGAGACGUCUCUGAAACUGUGGCGUCAACUAGCCGAUCUGAAACUUCACGAAGUCGGUCACAAUUCAGUCCGGCUUUGGACUGACAUGAACUUCCCAAAAGCCCAUCGGACCAUUCAGCAGCGACUGUGA
Molecule: messenger RNA, 369 nt
Organism: Echinostoma caproni
Lineage: Eukaryota; Metazoa; Platyhelminthes; Trematoda; Plagiorchiida; Echinostomatidae
Source: the annotation of a GenBank genome assembly